Molecule: messenger RNA, 1032 nt
Organism: Mirounga angustirostris (Northern elephant seal)
Lineage: Eukaryota; Metazoa; Chordata; Mammalia; Carnivora; Phocidae
Gene: CUNH21orf58
Product: chromosome unknown C21orf58 homolog
Exons: 7
Coding region: 1-1032 (343 amino acids)
Source: RefSeq, a predicted model, not a curated record
AUGACCCGACUGACCCUGAAACUCUUGGAGAAGAAACUGGAGCAAGAGUGUGACAAUGUGGAAGGGGAUUCUGAAGAACCCCACCUCGUACCAGGUGAGCACAUCUUCAGGCGCCCAGACCAGGCGCUCCUGUGCAUCUGCAACCCUGGCCGACGGUCGCUCAGGCCACGUGAGCUGGAGGAGAGGACCGCUCUCCCGGUGACAGUGCCCAAGUUCAGGGACAUCUGGAGCCUGGCUCCAGUUCCAGAGGGUCUGUGCCCCGAGGACGUCCUGAGACCCCCUCCCACCGGAGGACCACGCGUCCGUGCGCCGCUGUGCCAGGCGGAGUGCGCGCCCUGGGCGCCCGAUCUCCUCCCUUCAGUGUCUGGGGCUCUCCCUCUCUGGGUGCUGCAGCUCUGCCUUGUGUUGCAGGAACAGCACCUCCUAGAGGAGGGCUCCCAGGCCCAGGCGCGGAGCGGGGUGAACAGAGGAGGAGCCCGUGGGUCAGCGCCGCCCCCAGAGGGGCCCCCCAUGGGCAUCUACCCCGCCGCCUGCCUGCCCCCGCCAGCCGUGGAGCCACCACGGAUUAUCCAACACUCAGCCCCCCAGCCUCCUGCCACCAUCAUUCAACAGCUACCUCAGCAGCCCCUCAUCACACAGAUUCCCCCUCUCCAGGCCUUCCCCACUCAAAGAGCAGGAAGUAUUAAGGAAGACAUGGUGGAGAUGAUGCUGAUGCAGAACGCACAGAUGCACCAGAUCAUUAUGCAAAACUUGAUGCUCAAAGCCCUGCCCUCAUCAGCGUUUUUGCCCUCCGGGGGAUCACAGGCCGCCCCCCUGCAUCCCACCCCUCAGAGGCAGAAGCAGCCCUCCGUGCAUCACCACCACCACUACGCGCCCCCAGGUCCCCUGCAGGCCAUCCCAGCACCUGGCUCCCUGGCUGGUUACUGCACGUGGCCCACGGUGGUCUCGGCCACCGCCCUCCCACCUGCCUCCAGCUUCCUGCCAGCCCUGCACAACUUGGCUGGCCUGUCGUCAGCAGCCCUUAGCCCGUAA